Molecule: messenger RNA, 1486 nt
Organism: Lampris incognitus (smalleye Pacific opah)
Lineage: Eukaryota; Metazoa; Chordata; Actinopteri; Lampriformes; Lampridae
Gene: admp
Product: anti-dorsalizing morphogenic protein
Exons: 5
Coding region: 1-1179 (392 amino acids)
Biological process (GO): SMAD protein signal transduction
Cellular component (GO): extracellular region
Molecular function (GO): cytokine activity; growth factor activity
Source: RefSeq, a predicted model, not a curated record
AUGCUGCCGCUGCCGCUGCUCGCGACGAGUCUCGCCACGCUCGUGUGCGCCGUCUCCGCGAGGCCGUCUCUCAACUACCUGGAGAAUCCCUUCGGCGUCGAGAGCGAGUCGGAAGAAGUGCGCUCCGAGGCCAUCAAGAGACUUCUGGAGGUGUUCGGGAUGGAGGACCCUCCUCUCCCGCGGGGCCACAAGCAGCCUCCACAGUACAUGCUUGACCUGUACAACACGGUGGCCGAUGUGGACGGCGUCACCAAGGACCCCUACCUGUUGGAAGGCAACACCGUCCGCAGCUUCUUUGACAAAUUGCGCAGUGAGCAGGUUGAGUUCCGGUUCAACUUGUCCACGGUGGGCAGAUCUGAGAAGGUCCUCACCGCAGAGCUCCAUUUGUUCAAGCUGCGUUCACAGACGUCAGCGGCGCUCAACAGGCAUCAUUUCUGCCAGGUCAGUGUGUAUCAGCUGCUUGACAGCAGCAAAAUGAACGUCACGCAGGGGAAGAAGCUGCUGUCUUCUCGUCUGAUUCCCAUCCACUCCAGUGGCUGGGAGGUGUUUACCAUCACGCAAGCAGUGCGCUCCUGGAUGUUGGAUGAGGGCAGCAACUUGGGGCUCCAGGUGGUAGUUAGAUCCCUGGCAGGGACCCAGAUGGAUAUGAAACUGGUUCGCUUUGCCUCGGGACGCAACCAUCACCAGAGCAAGCAGCCCAUGUUGGUCCUGUUCACUGACGAUGGUCGUCACUCUGCGACUCUUGAGAGCAAAGAACUCAGUGAUGCCCCAGCCUCUCCCGGUCUGCCCCAUCUUCCCAGUGCAGGCCUUGCCUCCCGCAGCGCCCGGUCCCUGGACUAUAGCGAGGACUACAGUGCGUCACUGCCCUGCCAGCGGCUGCCCCUCUACGUGGACUUUGAGGAGAUCGGCUGGUCGGGCUGGAUUGUGUCCCCGCGGGGUUACAACGCCUACCACUGCAAGGGCUCCUGCCCCUUCCCCCUGGGCCAGAACAUGAGGCCGACCAACCACGCCACCGUCCAGUCCAUCAUCAACGCCCUGAAGCUGACCAAGGGCAUCGAGACGCCGUGCUGCGUGCCGGACAAGCUCUUCUCCAUCAACCUGCUCUACUUUGAUGAUGAAGAGAACGUGGUGCUCAAACAGUAUAACGACAUGGUGGCUGGGAGCUGUGGUUGCCAUUGAGGGGGAUUGGGGGUGUUAGACUGCUAACUAGAGACAAUGGUUAAAUAACACACUUUUGCUUUGAAAAGUCCACCAUAAAUACCAUUCAUGUGGUUUUGUGUAUUUGUUUGUAGGAAUGCCCACAUAAGACAGACAGGUAUCUCCUGGAGGUCACUGGCAAUGAUGGCGCAGUGUGCUAUGUCCAUCAAGGGGCUUUGUCUCUGUAAUAUAUGUAAAUAAGUAUAAAUUAUAAUAUAUGGCAGCAAAGAAAGUGAUAUCCCGUAAGAGAUGUAAAUGUGUAUAUUUAAUGUCUUCUGUUGUGAACCAC